AUGCUCUGCGCGGCGCGGACGUGGGUGCGCGCGACGAUGCGAACCGCGCCGCGGCUGUCCUCCAGGGUGCCCGGCGGCAACGCGACGUCGUCGCUGACGCGCGGCGGCGACCGCGCGAGCGCGCACGUCGCGUCGCUCCGAAGACGCGUCGCGCCGAUGUGCGCGUCGUCCGCCGCGCCCGGCGCGUCGUCGACGUCGCCGCCCGCCGCGGGGGCGGGACCGUAUCCGCCCCUUCGCGUGACCGCGAAAGGCCGCGUCGUCGCGCUGGGCGACGUGCACGGGGACAUCGGUCAGGCGCGCAGAGCGCUGACGAUCGCGGGCGUGUUGGGCGAAGACGGCGACGCGGUGAACCCGACGUGGAUCGGCGGCGACACCGUCGUCGUGCAGGUGGGGGACGUGCUCGAUCGCGGCGACGACGAGAUCGCGAUCUUGAUAUUGCUGCAGAAGCUUCACAAAGCCGCGCAGGCGGACGGCGGCGCGGUGUACAUCCUCAACGGCAAUCACGAGGUCUUGAACGUCUCCGGGGACUUCCGGUACGUCACGCAGGGCGCGUUCCAGGAGUCCACGCGCUUCGGCGAGCACCUCGUCAACCUGUUCGGCGACGCGUUUCGAGACGCGUUCGGCGGGAACGAGGAAGAUCCGCGGAAGAAGCAGGUCAAGGCGAGGGUCGGUCUGUUCUCUCCGGGCGGCCCGCUCGCGCAGCAGCUCGCGAUGAACAGCACGGUGCUGAUCGUGAACGACACGGUCUUCGCGCACGGCGGCCUGAUGCCGCGCCACGUGGAGUUUGGGCUAGAGAAGCUCAACAACGCCGUCGCGGACUGGAUGCGCGGCGCGGAGAUCUCCUCGGAGGAGGACAGAACCGCGCUGGGGAUGGCCAUCGGGAGCGUGAAGGACAGCGUCGUGUGGAACCGGACGUUCGGGCAGGAAAACUUCAUGUCGCAGGGCGACCGCGACCGUGCGUGCGAGACGCUCGGGAAGACGCUCGACGCGAUCGACGGCGCGAAGCGUCUGGUCGUCGGACACACGCCGCAGCUCGGCGGGUGCAACGCGGAGUGCGACGGACGGAUAUGGAGAAUCGACGUCGGGAUGUCGUUCGGCGUGGUCGGCGCGGACCCGGAGGUGAUCGAGAUUGUUGGGGACGAGGUGAGGGUGUUGACGUCCAGGGUGCCCGCGGGCGCGGGGUCGGCGGGCGCGGUGAGCAAGUUGUGAUCAAGUUGCGACGCGACGCGACGCGACGCGGCUGGGUCGGGCGGGUGGGAUUAAAUGUUUGCAACUCGACGACGCCGCCGUCGUCGUUCACUAAUAC
This is a messenger RNA of Micromonas pusilla CCMP1545, 1306 nucleotides long. RefSeq lists its product as uncharacterized. The record is from RefSeq and is a predicted model, not a curated record. The transcript has a single exon. Bases 1 to 1209 code for a protein of 402 amino acids. Gene Ontology annotation, molecular function: hydrolase activity. Lineage: Eukaryota; Viridiplantae; Chlorophyta; Mamiellophyceae; Mamiellales; Mamiellaceae.